UAGCCUGAGACUCAAGACUGUUCCAAAGCUAGGCUUUGAAAACCACAUCAGAUAAAAAGGCGAGGAAUAUUUCGAGUUGAAAAUUGACCAGAGAAACUGCUGCAGCAGAUACUUUAAAGCCAUUUGUGCGCAUAACUCAGAAAGGCAGGAUCUUAUAUCUUAUAUCUUAUAUUGGAUGAGCACUUAGAAUCRAAGUCUAGGAUCCGACGUCGCUUCAUAACUGAAUUUCUGUAGAGAGAUAGUUGGCAGUUCAGGUUAGACAUAAUCUGGUUCUUGGAAGUUUUACAAGCAGUGGUCAAAAUGGUAAAUUCUACAACCGCCAGUGAAGACAUUAGUGAGAGAAGAACGCCGAUAUGGGUCAUCCAAAUGAUUCUCUACUGUACAAUCAUUGUCGUUGGAAGUUUCGGAAAUGGGAUUAUUUGCUGGAAUGUGUUCACGAAUAARCAGCGAAGAAUCAGCGAAUAUUUAAUCGCGAAUCUAGCGGUUACUGAUUUAGCAACGUGUUUGAUCAGUGUACCUUUUGAUUUCAUUGAACGCGUAACUGGAGAUUUCCCAUUCGGUUCAAUCAUGUGUUUUAUGAUCUACCCUUUUCAGACAAUACUGAUGGCGGUAUCAGUGAUAACUCUUUUGUGCAUGAGUCUAGAGAGAUACCGCAUCGUUAUGGCUCCUCUUCGACCGCGCAUGACGGCACAAAUAGCCAAGUUCUGCAUCAUUUUAGCUUGGGCUGUCCCAGUUAUUGUUAUCACACCUUAUGCACUAGUUCUACGUCUAGAAGGAAAACACUGCCUCGAAAUCUGGCCGGAAAAUUGGUACGUUAAGGUCUUUACUUUAUCCGUUUUUGUUCUCUUCUUCGUUAUCCCGCUCUUCGCGAUUGGAUUUUCUUACAUUCGCGCGGGGAGAAAGUUACAAAGAGAUCUUGUUCGGUUCAGAAAGAUGAGCGACACUCGCAGUAGAACGCAUGCUAUCUAUGCGCAAAAGCGCGCACUUCAAAAACUACAAAUAACCAAGAUUUUCAUCCUGGCUUUUGUAGUGUUUACAGUUUGCAUGUUUCCUAACCACGUGAUGUGGCUGUGGCAUGACUUUGGUAAUGGGUGGAAGAACAAAAACUUUCGGGAGAUUCUUGUUUUUAGUAACAUCUUGACUUACGUUAAUAGCGCUGUUGACCCGUUCAUUUUCCGUCAAAUAAGCAUACAAAUAGGAUCGAAUGUACGAGGAAUUGAGUUAUGUAUUGGAAGAGAAUGUCAUUGCUGCUUGAUUGUAUACGCUUUGAGGAUCAAUUCACUUGUAGCUGAACGACAGAAUGCCAUUCGGAAGAAACAUAAGAGGCGUUCACGGAGCUCAAGAAAAACCUUUGAAAUCAGUAGUUCACAAAGUGUAAGAAAAACAAAGAGUCCGAAAGAGAAACAACACAUUUUGUAUGUGACAGCUGUUUAAGCGUGGAUGCUUCUAGCGGAAUUAAAAUGAGAAGGGAGAAGAGAACAAGACGGUGGCUUCAGGCGCGUAAAGUGUAAUUCCAGAACACUAUAGUGGCUUCUGAUGUCUGUCUUAACCAAUCACAAAGCGCCGGUUUUAUAAUCGAGUUACUGUAACAUACUGUAGCAUUUACACCUUCCAACCCGCUGUUUCAACUAUUUACAUCAUAUUUUACUUUCGUCCUACUUAAGAAAAUAAAAUUUGAAAAAAUUAAGAUGUCAUCAAGCCAGGGCUACCCUGGGUGCCAGAGGCCCGUGUGGGUAAGGCAGGGCGUGUGAGACAAGGAAAAUAGACAUCUACUUUUCUUUUCUUUCGUUUUUUCUUUUCUUUCUUCUUUUUUAGAAAAAAAACGCACAAAGUUUGCUCAGAAUAUAGAAGUGUACAGAGAAUAUAGCCAUCAGACGCGAGAAUAAGUAAGUCUCAGCUGGCUUCCGACAGCUAAGUAGAUUUGGUACCAUUAGGCUGGCUAGUUUGCUAAAUUGCGAGACAGAAAAAGGCUACACAGUGUGACAGUUGGGAUAUAAUCUCUCCGUCGUACUUGAGCAAGUUUUCGUAUCAGGAAGAUAACACGGAGCCAUUGCCUUUGCGGGAGAAAAUAAUUGAUUUCUAAAACGUGAUGGCACUCCAAAAUGGCAUAGCUUGAUAUGUCGGAUUACUCUAUAGUAUCGUUAAUAUUAUGUSCAAAACGUGACAGAUAUUCUUCGCGUGCUGAUAAUAUUAUUGUAAGGGAAAAAAUUUAAAACGUGUAUAAAAGGCGAUUAUUAACUCUAACACGUCUUCCGCUCUACGUGCCACAUUGUUGCCGCUCCAGAAAACGCAAUUGCAAUCGUCAGUUGUUGUUAAAUUGGAGGUAGACUCCUUUGCAGCCGUUCUUAGUGGCAGUCCGAAAAUCCCAGGGGAUGGAAGCGUUCGGAUCGACACUAAGGACGGCUGCAAAAAAGACUACGUUGGAGACGCAAGAGAAAAAUAAAGCUUGUGUUGUUUCUUGCGACAACCUCAGAACUGGAUUUAAAAGUAAAAACGUAACGAAAAGUUGAUAAUUCAAAAUGUGGAAAGAAAACUCCUCGUUUGCAAAUCUGAAUAUUCUAGAGAAUUCAACCACAGGAAGUCCAAACAAUGUACUUGUAUUGCAUUACAAAGAGAAUGCAUGUGGAAUCUCAUUCACAAUUUUCCAUACGUUGGUUCACUGGUCAAACACAACGCGCUCAAGCGAGGCGCCAAGGUACUUUGAAACGAUCAUUCAAAUUUGAACCUUGCAACCUUGACUGAAUGCUUUGUGUUUGACCAGUGAACCGAUGUAUGGAAGGCUGUGAAUGUCGUAAUAAUAUCUUUAAUAAAUUUGUAGUCAGCUUA
Actinia tenebrosa (Australian red waratah sea anemone) is the source of this 2826-nucleotide messenger RNA. Its product is annotated as neuropeptide Y receptor type 2-like. The record is from RefSeq and is a predicted model, not a curated record. NCBI's taxonomy places the organism in Eukaryota, Metazoa, Cnidaria, Anthozoa, Actiniaria, Actiniidae. Gene Ontology annotation, molecular function: G protein-coupled receptor activity. Gene Ontology annotation, biological process: G protein-coupled receptor signaling pathway. Gene Ontology annotation, cellular component: plasma membrane.